UUUCUUAUCAUCGAAUAUGGAGUAGUAUCGAUGAACUUCAUCACUAUCUCCCUAACCCCUCUAAAACCCUCUCUCAUGAAUCAUUGUCGUUAACCCUUUCUUCCAUUCCGAAUCAAUUUUCUUCCGUACCCAUGCCAUUGAUUCGCACUACUCCACCGCUUCCUUGUGCCAUUUCCACACUCACCACACUUACCAAUGCACCUCCAUCAUCAUCUUCCACUCUUUCUGCUGCCACAUUCGGUUCCCACCUUCUGCGUAAAAUUCAGAACCCAAUUAUUGGGUUUUCGGCAACCAGGAAUCGCUCGCGUGCUGCGGUGAUCAGAGCCAAAGCAGGGGCCGAUUACUAUUCCACCUUGAACGUUAGCCCCAGUGCUUCGCUGCAAGAAAUCAAGGCCUCCUAUCGCAAGCUGGCGCGCAAGUACCAUCCAGAUAUGAACAAAAGCCCUGGGGCUGAGGAGAAGUUCAAAGAAAUAAGUGCUGCAUAUGAGGUCCUAUCAGAUGACGAGAAAAGAUCUUUAUAUGAUCGUUUUGGCGAGUUAGGUCUUCAAGAAGAAAAUGGAGGGUCAAGUGGUGCUCCAGGGGUGGAUCCUUUUGAUUUAUUCGAUACAUUCUUUGGUCGUUCUGAUGGAAUAUUUAGAGAUGGUGAUGACGGGGGCAUCAACUUCAAUUUUGGUAACAAGAGAAACCGUAGUCAUGAUAUUCGAUAUGACCUUAAUUUGAGCUUUGAAGAAUCAAUAUUUGGAGCACAGAGGGAGAUUGAAGUUUCCUGUUUUCAGACAUGUGACACUUGUGAUGGUACAGGAGCUAAAUCAAAGAAUUGCAUUAAGCAAUGCACAAAUUGUGGUGGCAGAGGGGGAGAAAUGAAAAGUCAGAGAACACCCUUUGGAAUGAUGUCUCAGGUUUCUACCUGCUCUAAGUGUAGUGGCCUUGGUAAAAUAAUCACAGAUCACUGUCGAAGGUGUGAUGGCAGUGGUCAGGUGCAAUCCAAACAAACAAUCGAAGUGGACAUUCCUGCUGGAGUCAAUGAUGGAGACACAAUGCAAAUUCAAGGACAAGGGAAUUUUGAUAAAAAGAGGCAAAUUACUGGGGAUCUUUUUGUUGUCUUGCAUGUAGAUGAAAAGCAAGGAAUUUGGAGAGAGGGUCUUCAUUUGUACUCAAAGAUUAACAUUGACUUCACAGAUGCAAUAUUGGGGUCAGUUAAAAAGGUUGAAACUGUUGAAGGUUUACGGGAUCUUCAAAUUCCUUCAGGGAUUCAAACUGGUGACUCGGUGAAGUUGUCACGUUUGGGAGUUCCAGACAUGAAUAAACCAUUUGUUCGAGGCAAUCAUUACUUCAUUGUGAAUGUUCUUAUUCCAAAGGAUAUCAGUGGCACCGAACGUGCGCUUGUUGAGCAGUUAGCUUCACUAAGAGCUUCUAACAAAAGGGAUUCACUGUCUUCGGGUGACAACGGAAUACCUAAAGGAAAGUUCAACGAAUUCACUGAGAGGAGGGAUCCAAGGGGUGAUGGUUCAAGCAAAAUAAAAAAUGUUGACUCUCUAUGGGGAUCGAUCAAGAACUUCUUAAGUGGAAGACAGUCCGAUGAAAGGUUUGCUUCAAUUAGCAUGGAUACAUCAGCAUUAAUACGGAGAUAUGGUGACCAAAAUCCGUCUGUCCUUAAUUUCUUUAUUGUUCUUUUUGUUGUAACUUGGAUUUUUGCCUUGAGAGCAAAGUCUAAGUACUCGAUGCUUCAGAAAAUAUCUGAGUCCUUAAAUAGAACACAGUGAAAAAAAAUUAAAGGCAUGCUUGGUUAGAAAAGUAGAAAUUAGGGUUGGGAGUGGAAAGGUUUUUAUUGUUCAGGCCUUGAUGUUUGGUGGAAAUAUGUGAAAGUACAAAGUGGGGAAAAUUUUAGUUUGAGCUUAUUUUCAAACUACAAAAGACCAGAAUUGAGAGUAGAGUGAGGAUGAGUUCCACUACACAACACCCCAAACCAUUGUUAGUAAUUUUCUUCUGAAAUUCUCUCAUAUGUAUUUUUAGCUCUACUAUACCCCUGAAAAAUUCUGUUGGAGCCAGUACUGGUGAUUUGAACUCACCUUUAGUAACCAGGGUGAAUCAUUAACGAUCACUAAUUUGCUAGAAAGUGGGGAAAAGAGUUAAUAACUAUGGAAUUGCUUAGCAUUGUUCUAUAUUAUAUUUGGAUUUGGUAAUUUCUUGUCAAGUUUUUAA
Vigna unguiculata (cowpea) is the source of this 2202-nucleotide messenger RNA. RefSeq names its product Molecular chaperone Hsp40/DnaJ family protein. The record is from RefSeq and is a predicted model, not a curated record. Gene Ontology annotation, molecular function: heat shock protein binding; ATP binding. Gene Ontology annotation, biological process: protein refolding; response to heat. Lineage: Eukaryota; Viridiplantae; Streptophyta; Magnoliopsida; Fabales; Fabaceae. Gene Ontology annotation, cellular component: chloroplast thylakoid membrane; cytoplasm.